Messenger RNA from Phymastichus coffea, 1670 nucleotides. Its product is annotated as phosducin-like protein. The record is from RefSeq and is a predicted model, not a curated record. Lineage: Eukaryota; Metazoa; Arthropoda; Insecta; Hymenoptera; Eulophidae. Gene Ontology annotation, biological process: regulation of G protein-coupled receptor signaling pathway. The transcript is spliced from 3 exons. Bases 362 to 1213 code for a protein of 283 amino acids.
GCGUAUGCAUGUUGUGUGUGUUAUGCAUAUUUAGUCGACGCAUCUUCUGCUUCUGCUGCGCUACAACAAUACAAACACAAAUAAAGUACUCAAUUAAAUUGUUCAGACUCUAAAUAGUUUUUGUGCAAGUGUGAAUGAAACAAUGAUUUAAGUGCGCGAAAACUGUUGAAUCUACAUCAAGGAAUCAUUCGCUGAUACACACCCUUUAUGGCUUCGAUCGACAAGAUGUACCCGCAAGUUCCGAAGAAGUCGUAAAAGAAAAUACUCAGUACUCAGCAAUUAUAAACAAUUUAACCUAGUUCAUUAUUCUGACGUUCAUCAAGGCCUACCGUGUACCUACAGCAGUUGAUCAAUAAUAAUCAUGGCAACGCUCGAAGAUAAAAUUCUAGGCGAAAAGAUGCAGUAUUACUGCAGUAGUUCCAGCGACGAUGAGAACGAUUCGGGCGACUCUGACAGAGAAGAGAACGGAUCUAAGAUUUCGGAUAUGCCGGAUAAGCAACCGUCAAUGGACUUUUCCGAGUGGGAUGGGACUUCUAGCAAUACUGGUCCUAAGGGUGUCAUCAGGGACUGGCAACGUUUUAAUCAAUUAGAAACCGAGAAGAGAGCAGAGGCAGAAAGGACAAGAUUGGAGCUUAUGAAACAUCUUAGUUUGUCCUGUCGUAGCGCUCUAGACGAAGAAAGAGAAAAGAUGCUCAAGACUGAUCCAGAAUUUGCUGAAUUCAUGGCUGAUGAAUUCCUCUUGUCUUAUCAGAAACAGAGAAUGCAAGAAAUGCUUGCCAAAGCUGAAAAGUUACGCUUUGGCACCCUUUACCACUUGGAUGAUGCCGAACAAUUUCUAAAAGCCAUCGAUGAAGAGGACAAAUCUGUCACAAUAAUUGUUCACAUUUACCAAAAAAAUAUUCUUAGUUGCGAAGCUAUGAAUGGCUGUUUAACAAUUCUUGCUCAGGAAUAUCCAUUUGUUAAAUUUUGUAAAAUACUAGCAUCUGCUGUUGGUGUUAGCAAACACUUCAAAGAGGAAGGGGUACCUGCCUUACUAGCAUAUAAAAAUUGCCAUAUGAUUGAAAACUUUGUUAAUCUCUCCAAUGAACUUGGAGAUGAUUUCUAUGCUUCAGAUGUAGAGAUUUUCCUCAUUGAACACGGUAUACUUCGUGAUAAAUCCUGUAUUCCAUCAAUCAUACAAAGCUCACAAGAUGAUUCUGAUGACAGCGACUAAAGGAUCUUUCAGUACAGAUAUAAUGUAGAAGAAGACUGCUACACUAAUAGCAAUCGACAACCACUGUACACUUUUGUCAAACUGCUAUCUUUUUAACAACAGAAUUAUUACCAUACCCCAUAUAUACAUACACAUACACAUACAUACACACAUACAGAUACACAUACACACACAUACAACAAACUCAUAUGACUUACAUAUUCAAAAAUAUGCUUUCGAAAUAAUUUAAAAAUAAUAAAUGUAUAUAAUUUCAUAUGAUUUUAUGUAUUCCAUUAGUUUUUAAUGCUUUAGUAUGGAACUCUUAUUUGAAUUAUUAGUAUUGGAAAUUUUGAUAAUUUACAUUGAAGUGCCAGUGCAAUUUUUAUAUGUACUUCUAUUCACUAUUCACGUAUUUAUUAAACAUCUUCAAAAGUGUACCGAACAUUUCACGAUUCUAACAAAAAUAUAUCAUUUACUU